CCGGGAGCCAAUAGAGGGCGGGCUCGGCGCUGAUGGACGGGGCUAGCGGCCAGUGGCGAGGCGCUGGCCGCACUUCCCGUCGGGGAGAGAGUGUAAUAUGGCGAAGACCUACGAUUACCUGUUCAAGCUGCUGCUGAUUGGGGACUCGGGGGUUGGGAAGACCUGUGUCCUGUUCCGCUUCUCCGAGGACGCCUUCAACUCAACUUUCAUCUCCACCAUAGGAAUUGACUUUAAAAUUAGGACCAUAGAACUCGAUGGCAAGAGAAUUAAGCUACAGAUAUGGGACACAGCUGGUCAGGAACGGUUUCGGACGAUCACAACAGCCUACUACAGGGGCGCAAUGGGCAUCAUGCUGGUCUAUGACAUCACCAACGAGAAAUCCUUUGACAACAUCCGGAACUGGAUUCGGAACAUUGAGGAGCAUGCUUCUGCAGAUGUCGAAAAGAUGAUACUCGGGAACAAGUGUGAUGUGAACGACAAGAGACAAGUUUCCAAGGAACGGGGAGAAAAGCUGGCCCUGGACUACGGAAUCAAGUUCAUGGAGACCAGUGCGAAGGCCAACAUCAAUGUGGAGAAUGCGUUUUUCACUCUCGCCAGAGACAUCAAAGCAAAAAUGGACAAAAAAUUGGAAGGCAACAGUCCCCAAGGGAGCAACCAGGGAGUCAAAAUCACACCAGACCAGCAGAAGAGGAGCAGCUUUUUCCGAUGUGUUCUUCUGUGAGGAGCACUGCCUUACUCUGAGCCUCGCUCAGCCGAGCUGACUGUGCCUGUCCUGAGUGAGGCCCUCACUCAGCCGGGGCCCUCCCCCUCCAACACUCCCUGCCGUGCCGCGGCCCCUGGGCCCGUGGCCACCAGACACAAUUGAGAAAUUGUUUAUUUUAGUAACUGUCUGAUCUUUUUCAACUUUGGAGACAGAAUAAGUUAAGAAUUUGCUAUUUUUCCCUCGAUGUCUGCUGAACGGGCCCUCUCGUCGCGUAAUCAGAGAGGAAGACGGAGUUGAGGUACGACUGUGAGCGUCAGCCACCACGGCGGGCCUCCACCUCCAGGCCUUUGAUCCUCAUCUCACGGCAGCACAACUAAAGCCCCCCCGGAAAGCCGGUUCCCAGCCCCACCACAGAAGCCAGGCCCCCAGAGGCCAGCGAGGGUUCCGGGAGUUCCAGGCCCCACACCCUGAGCGAGGCGACGCAUGCCGGGCCCACGAAGCGUCCACCUAGCACAUCGGACGCCUACUUUCUCCUCUUCUGUCAGUUUUGGACAAGUGACGAAAACCAUUCCCUUUCUUCCCCCCCCCACCUUCUUCGCAACUGUCAAACCAAACCAAAGGGAAGCACAAAUUACGGAAAUCCUGAGGAAAGAAGCAUGGGGCGGCCCUUCCUGUUCACAGCCAGGUGCUGGUCUGUAGUCCAGCGAGGCCUCGGGCGUGGUCACUGGGCCUCUUGGCAUUCCCUGCUGAGCACCGAGGGGACACCACAUGGGCCACAGGUGACCCCGAACGCGCAACCACACAUGGUCCACCUGUGCUUGGGGCAUCUGCCUCUUGCCCCCCACCCCAGCGCCCCCCCACGCCUCUUCCCUCCCUUUGUCUCCAAAUCGGACAUCCUUUCUAGCUGAGAUUUUUAUUUUUCCAGAUCUGUAGUGUCAUGAAGUGAUUCCGACUUUGAUUUCCAGUGGCAGACCCUGGCCGGGCGGGCUGGGAGCGUGAAGCCGCGCUUGGCCUGGGCCGGGGCGCAGGUGCCAGACUGAGUGCAGAGCAGUUGAGUUGGUUUUAACUGCCGUCACCUGGUUCUGUUGUGACAGCUCUGCCCUCCUGUGGAGACUGUACAACUGGGACCAGGUAACCAGGUCGGAGGGGCGUCACCCGGGAGCCUUUCUUUCUCUUUCUGCCCCCACAUCUUCGCUACCCCCACCCCCAAGCUGCUGUCAGUCCAAGCCAUUGGCGUUGUAGUUUCUUUUGUGAAUUAAAACCAACAUACCAGCAAUAGUCUGCUCUCCCCUGAAAUCUCUUAACAUGCUCUGUUUACAAGGAUAAAUGCACUUACAGAAGACAAAUUAAAGCUCAUUUUAAAGUUAA
This is a messenger RNA of Mustela lutreola (European mink), 2071 nucleotides long. It is a transcript of the gene RAB8A, whose product is annotated as RAB8A, member RAS oncogene family. NCBI's taxonomy places the organism in Eukaryota, Metazoa, Chordata, Mammalia, Carnivora, Mustelidae. The coding region runs from base 98 to 721 and encodes 207 amino acids. Gene Ontology annotation, biological process: Golgi vesicle fusion to target membrane; regulation of exocytosis; protein localization to plasma membrane. The transcript has 8 exons. The record is from RefSeq and is a predicted model, not a curated record. Gene Ontology annotation, cellular component: synaptic vesicle; trans-Golgi network transport vesicle; plasma membrane. Gene Ontology annotation, molecular function: GTP binding; GTPase activity.